UGCAGCGGCCGUUGGGCUGUGUGCGCUCACCCCACCCCUCCCCUCCUCGGGCCCGGACCCCCCACCCCGCCGGGCGCAGCCCCAACCCCAGCCCCAGCCCCAGCCGGGACCGUCCCGUGCGGGCCCGUGCCGCCCCCUCAGCCGGCGACGCCCUGGGCCGCCCGCCGGCCCGCCCGCCCGCCACCAUGGAGCUGGAGGACGGUGUGGUGUACCAGGAGGAGCCCGGCGGCUCCGGGGCCGUGAUGUCGGAGCGGGUGUCUGGCCUGGCCGGCUCCAUCUACCGCGAGUUCGAGCGGCUCAUCGGGCGCUACGACGAGGAGGUGGUCAAGGAGCUGAUGCCACUGGUGGUGGCCGUGCUGGAGAACCUGGACUCGGUGUUCGCGCAGGACCAGGAGCACCAGGUGGAGCUGGAGCUGCUGCGGGACGACAACGAGCAGCUCAUCACCCAGUACGAGCGGGAGAAGGCGCUGCGCAAGCACGCCGAGGAGAAAUUCAUUGAAUUUGAAGACUCUCAAGAACAGGAAAAAAAGGAUUUACAGACCCGAGUGGAAUCUUUAGAAUCUCAAACAAGACAACUUGAACUCAAAGCAAAAAACUAUGCUGACCAGAUUAGCAGACUUGAAGAAAGAGAAGCAGAAUUGAAGAAGGAAUAUAACGCAUUACAUCAGAGACACACUGAGAUGAUCCAUAAUUAUAUGGAACACUUAGAAAGAACAAAACUUCAUCAGCUCUCAGGGAGUGAUCAACUAGAGUCCACAGCUCAUAGUAGAAUUAGAAAAGAACGUCCUAUAUCACUAGGGAUUUUCCCAUUACCUGCUGGAGAUGGAUUGCUUACGCCGGACACUCAGAAAGGCGGAGAGACCCCUGGAUCAGAGCAAUGGAAAUUUCAGGAAUUAAGUCAACCACGUUCUCAUACUAGCCUGAAGGAUGAACUUUCUGAUGUUAGCCAAGGAGGAUCUAAAGCUACUACUCCAGCAUCAACAGCUGCGUCAGAUGUGGCCACACUUCCUACUGAUACUCCCUUAAAGGAAGAUAAUGAAGGAUUUGUGAAGGUUGCAGAUACACCAAAUAAAUCAGAGAUAAGCAAGCAUAUUGAAGUACAGGUAGCCCAAGAAACUAGAAAUGUAUCAACAGGCUCUGCUGAAAACGAAGAGAAGUCAGAAGUUCAAGCAAUCAUUGAAUCCACUCCUGAGUUGGAUAUGGACAAAGAUCUCAGUGGAUAUAAAGGCUCAAGCACUCCCACCAAAGGCAUAGAGAACAAAGCUUUUGAUCGUAAUACAGAAUCUCUCUUUGAAGAACUGUCUUCAGCUGGCUCAGGCCUAAUUGGAGAUGUGGAUGAAGGAGCAGAUUUACUAGGAAUGGGUCGUGAAGUUGAGAAUCUUAUAUUAGAAAAUACACAACUGUUGGAAACCAAACAUGCUUUGAAUGUAGUGAAGAAUGACUUGAUAGCCAAGGUGGAUGAGCUGACCUGCGAGAAGGACGUACUGCAGGGGGAGCUGGAGGCUGUAAAACUAGCCAAGCUGAAGCUCGAGGAGAAGAACAAGGAGCUGGAGGAGGAACUUAGGAAAGCUCGUGCAGAAGCCGAAGAUGCCCGGCAAAAAGCAAAAGAUGAUGAUGAUAGUGAUAUUCCCACAGCCCAGAGGAAGCGGUUUACUAGAGUAGAAAUGGCCCGUGUUCUAAUGGAGAGAAACCAAUAUAAAGAGAGAUUGAUGGAGCUUCAGGAAGCUGUUCGAUGGACAGAAAUGAUUCGUGCAUCAAGAGAAAAUCCAGCCAUGCAGGAAAAAAAAAGGUCAAGCAUUUGGCAGUUUUUCAGCCGACUUUUCAGCUCUUCAAGUAAUACUACUAAGAAGCCUGAACCACCUGUUAAUUUGAAAUACAAUGCACCCACUUCUCAUGUUACUCCUUCCGUCAAGAAAAGAAGCAGCACCUUAUCUCAGCUCCCUGGGGAUAAGUCCAAAGCCUUUGAUUUCCUUAGUGAAGAAACUGAAGCUAGUUUAGCCUCACGCAGAGAACAAAAGAGAGAACAGUAUCGGCAGGUAAAGGCACACGUUCAGAAGGAAGAUGGUAGAGUGCAGGCUUUUGGCUGGAGUCUGCCUCAGAAGUACAAACAGGUAACCAAUGGCCAAGGGGAAAAUAAGAUGAAAAAUCUACCUGUGCCCGUCUAUCUCAGACCUCUAGAUGAAAAAGAUACAUCAAUGAAGCUGUGGUGUGCUGUUGGAGUCAAUUUAUCAGGUGGAAAGACCAGAGAUGGUGGUUCUGUUGUUGGAGCAAGUGUAUUUUACAAGGAUGUUGCUGGUUUGGAUACAGAAGGCAGUAAACAGCGAAGUGCGUCGCAGAGUAGCUUAGACAAGUUAGACCAGGAACUUAAGGAACAGCAGAAGGAGUUAAAAAAUCAAGAAGAAUUAUCCAGUCUAGUCUGGAUCUGUACCAGCACUCAUUCAGCUACAAAAGUUAUCAUUAUUGAUGCUAUUCAACCAGGCAACAUCCUAGACAGUUUCACUGUUUGCAACUCUCAUGUUCUGUGUAUAGCGAGUGUACCAGGAGCAAGAGAAACAGACUACCCUGCAGGAGAAGAGUCUUCCGAAUCUGGACAGGUAGACAAAGCAUCCUUAUGUGGCAGCAUGACCAGCAAUAGCUCAGCAGAGACAGACAGCCUGUUGGGGGGCAUCACAGUGGUUGGUUGUUCUACAGAAAGUGUGACAGCAGCUGCCACUUCCCCAAGUACCAACGGUGCUUCUCCAGUGAUGGAAAAACCACCAGAAAAGGAAGCAGAAAAUAGUGAGGUUGAUGAAAACAUUCCAACAGCAGAAGAAGCAACUGAAGCCACAGAAGGCAAUGCAGGGUCAGCUGAAGACACUGUGGACAUCUCCCAGCCCGGCGUGUACACAGAGCACGUCUUUACAGAUCCUCUGGGAGUUCAAAUCCCGGAAGACCUCUCACCAGUGUAUCAGUCAAGUAAUGACUCAGAUGCAUAUAAAGAUCAGUUAUCAGUAUUGCCAAAUGAACAAGACCUGGUGAGAGAAGAAGCCCAGAAAAUGAGUAGCCUUUUACCAACUAUGUGGCUUGGAGCUCAGAAUGGCUGUUUGUAUGUGCAUUCAUCUGUAGCCCAGUGGAGGAAAUGUCUCCAUUCUAUUAAACUUAAAGAUUCGAUUCUCAGUAUUGUACACGUGAAAGGAAUUGUUUUAGUGGCUCUGGCUGAUGGCACCCUUGCAAUCUUUCACAGAGGAGUUGAUGGGCAGUGGGAUUUGUCAAACUAUCACCUGUUAGACCUUGGACGGCCUCACCAUUCCAUCCGCUGCAUGACUGUGGUACAUGACAAAGUCUGGUGUGGCUAUAGGAACAAAAUCUAUGUGGUUCAGCCAAAGGCUAUGAAAAUAGAGAAAUCAUUCGAUGCACACCCCAGGAAGGAGAGCCAGGUGCGGCAGCUUGCAUGGGUGGGUGACGGUGUGUGGGUCUCCAUUCGUUUGGAUUCCACACUUCGUCUCUAUCAUGCACACACUUACCAGCACCUACAGGAUGUGGACAUUGAGCCUUAUGUAAGCAAAAUGUUAGGUACUGGAAAACUGGGCUUCUCUUUUGUGAGGAUCACAGCUCUUAUGGUGUCUUGCAAUCGUUUGUGGGUGGGAACAGGAAACGGUGUCAUUAUCUCCAUCCCAUUGACAGAAACUGUAAUCCUCCACCAGGGACGCUUACUGGGGCUGAGGGCAAAUAAAACCUCAGGAGCAACAGGAAAUCGUCCUGGAAGUGUAAUCCGAGUGUAUGGUGAUGAAAACAGCGAUAAAGUGACUCCGGGGACAUUUAUACCCUAUUGUUCAAUGGCACAUGCACAGCUUUGCUUCCAUGGGCACCGGGAUGCUGUGAAAUUCUUUGUGGCAGUCCCAGGUCAAGUCGUCAGCCCACAAAGUGGCAGUAGUGACACAGAUCUAACAGGUGACAAGGCAGGGCCAUCUACACAGGAGCCUGGCAGCCAGAUGCCCUUGAAGUCUAUGCUCGUCAUCAGUGGAGGAGAGGGCUACAUUGACUUCCGAAUGGGUGAUGAAGGUGGAGAAUCAGAACUUCUUGGAGAGGAUCUUCCACUUGAACCUUCUGUCGCCAAAGCAGAAAGGAGUCACCUGAUCGUGUGGCAAGUGAUGUACGGCAGUGAGUGAGCACAUCGGAAACAGGUGGAGACAGGGAAGCUGUCUCUUCUGCAUGGUUUAGUUUCCCUUUGCCCCUUGAUUUAAUGCUCUCUUUGUGAAAGAAGUUUCACCACAUACUGUGUGAGCAUUUUUUUUCCUGUUAACUCUAUAUUACAGAACCUGUCCUACCAUAACAAUACAGGAACGAGCUGUGUUACUGCACCAGUGUUCUAGGCAAUUUCAGUAUGUUAUGAACAAAUCAAAGAAUGUUUCCUCUCUGCAAACUGGUGAAUUAUAGAAAGCAAUCCAGAUGUGGUUCACUCUGCCACAGUUCAUGUCACUCACUUUGUUUGAUACGGUCACUUUUUAGCUGUCACUAAUAAUGGAAUUAAUGGAACACGUGAUAAGUGAAAUUGUACCAUUAAGUACAAUAAUAAAGUUUUCCCCAAUGUAUUAUAAAAUUGACACAAACUAGGAUUAGGUGGAUUAUCAGGAUUUCUCUAAAUGUCCCAGGGGGCUAAAAGCUAACUGUAAAUUACUUUAACUUUCACUUUCAAAUCUGACAAAUCUUGUUUAUAUGGUAUAUAAAACCUUGUUUUCAUCAGAUUUGGGGGGGGUUUUAUAUUAAAGAAAUUAAGACUACACUAUUUAAAUAAAAGUUUCCUGUUUCUGACUUA
Molecule: messenger RNA, 4795 nt
Organism: Odobenus rosmarus divergens (Pacific walrus)
Lineage: Eukaryota; Metazoa; Chordata; Mammalia; Carnivora; Odobenidae
Gene: SPAG9
Product: sperm associated antigen 9
Exons: 30
Coding region: 186-4148 (1320 amino acids)
Biological process (GO): vesicle-mediated transport
Cellular component (GO): cytoplasm
Molecular function (GO): JUN kinase binding; MAP kinase scaffold activity; kinesin binding
Source: RefSeq, a predicted model, not a curated record